Triticum aestivum (bread wheat) is the source of this 706-nucleotide messenger RNA. RefSeq names its product cinnamoyl-CoA reductase 1-like. Gene Ontology annotation, biological process: lignin biosynthetic process. Bases 112 to 600 code for a protein of 162 amino acids. Gene Ontology annotation, molecular function: oxidoreductase activity, acting on the CH-OH group of donors, NAD or NADP as acceptor. The record is from RefSeq and is a predicted model, not a curated record. The transcript is spliced from 3 exons. Lineage: Eukaryota; Viridiplantae; Streptophyta; Magnoliopsida; Poales; Poaceae.
CUGAGCAUCAUCAUCAGCAAGCAUCAAGCAAAGGCAGUUUGGUAGUACUAGCUAGCCCGUGUUAGUUAGCCAACUAGCAAUCUCGCAUCAACAUCCACAUAUUGAUCGACCAUGCCGUCGAUUGACAAGGCCACCGACAACGGCGAGCUGAAGCAGAGGCGGCCGGAGCUGGAGCUGGUCUGCGUCACGGGCGCGGGAGGCUUCAUCGGCUCGUGGGUGGUGAAGGAGCUCCUCCUCCGCGGCUACCGCGUCAGGGGAACCGCCAGGGACCCCGCUGACCAAAAGAACGCGCACCUGUUGGCGCUGGAGGGCGCCGAGGAGAGGCUCACCCUGUGCCGCGCCGACGUCCUCGACUACGACGGCCUCCGCGCCGCCUUCCGCGGCUGCCGCGGGGUCUUCCACGUUGCCUCCCCCGUCUCCAACAUCCCCGACCUCGUGCCGGUCGCCGUGGAGGGGACGAGGAACGUGAUCAGAGCGGCGGCGGACGUGGGCGUGCGGCGGGUGGUGUUCACGUCGUCCUACGGCGCCGUGCACAUGGACCCCAACCACAGGCCCGACGCAGUGCUCCACGAGACGUACUGGAGCGAUUAUUUUUUUUGAAACAAGGCAAAAGACUUGCCAUUUUCAUUGAAUAAGAAGAAUGUUUUAGAGUCGAGGCCAGCUACAAUCCUCACUCUCGCAGCAUUACAUUACACAAAUAUUUUGC